Entamoeba invadens IP1 is the source of this 1971-nucleotide messenger RNA. RefSeq lists its product as hypothetical. NCBI's taxonomy places the organism in Eukaryota, Evosea, Mastigamoebida, Endamoebidae. Bases 1 to 1971 code for a protein of 656 amino acids. The transcript is spliced from 2 exons. The record is from RefSeq and is a predicted model, not a curated record.
AUGGAGUUAUUGCUUCUUUACGUGAUACUUUUAUCAGUGGUUUCGGCAGAAACAAAUAUCCUUGUAAAUCCAUCAUUUGAAAUAAUGGAUGGCAACAAAGUUAAAAAUUGGUCUUUUUCAUCAUCGGCAACAGUACAUACAACGGAUAAAAAGGAUGGUUUACAGUCAAUAAAAAUAAAGGGUACAUCAAAAGUGGAAUUUGUAAGUCAAAAAGUGUCUUUAGAAACGAGUUUUCAGUAUAAAGUUUGUUGCAAUGUUAAAUUAGACGCAAACGAAAAUAAUUUUUUUAUGUUUGCUAUUGAAGAGUUUUUCAAUGGUACUUAUAUUACCGGAUCAUACAGCCCGCGAUACAAUCAAACGAAUGGAUGGGAAAAAUUGUGUUUUAAUACAUAUAUUAUUAAAAAUGAAACUCACACAUACACAAACAUUUAUUACGUCGUUAAAGACACCUCAGGUGUUGCUCUUGUUGAUAGUGUAUCAGUGACCAAAUUAACAUCUUUUCUUGAUAACGUCGAAGUAGUAAGUUACAGACAAGAAGUCCAUGACACUCACAAGUCCUUUGAAGUAUAUGUUAAACAAAACGCAUCGUCUCUUGUUGAUCUUCAACAUCUUAAAAUAACAGUGUCGAUUUUUAAAAGUGGCGUUCUAAAAAAGACUCAAACUGCUUAUGCGACUGGUACGGUGACCAAAUUUUUGUUUGAAAACGAAUUCAGCGUUAAAGGAAUUUAUGAUGUGACUGCAGAGUUGUUGUAUGUGCCCGAAAACACCAAAGAAGUCGUAAAAACAAAAUUUAAUCGAGUCAUUGAUAAACAACAGAAAUACACAUUUGAUAAAUAUGGAAGAGUUCUUGAGAAUGGAGUACCCAUAUUACCCAUUGGUUUGUAUUACUAUGCAAUAACUGAAAGUGAAAUAGACCAACUUAUAACAACACACAUCAAUAUUAUGAUACCUUAUAGACGGCCGUCAAUCAAAAUGUUGGAUUUGAUGAAUUUGAAAUAUGGAGAACGAUUAAAAGCGGUGAUAACAGUGAGAGAUUUGUACUCUUAUAAUAAAAAUUCUUGUAAUGUCACAAAGGAUUAUUAUAAUGUUGAAUAUAACAAUUUGCUAACGUACGUCGAGACAUAUAAAGACCAUCCAAAUGUUUUUGCGUGGUAUGUUGACGACGAAACACCAUUGUGUGGAAUUGAUGAAAUGACCAAUUUGACGAUGACUAUUAGAGAUAAAGACCCCGAUCAUCCGUGUUAUUCAGUGUAUUAUCAGUAUUUGGAUACUGUACAAUACCUCCCGUCUUUUGAUGCGUUUGGUCUUGAUAUAUAUCCAAUUAACGAAUCUACAGUGUAUUCUGUGUAUAAUCUUCAAAAUAAAAUUAAUAAUGAUGUUAUGGGAACACGUUCUACUUGGCCGGUAAUACAAGCAAUGAACUGGAUGUCGUAUGCUCUCCAAUUUCCAGAAAAAUACAAAAAUAAAAAUACAAGAGCACCAACAUUGCAGGAGUUGCGAGUGAUGAGUUGGUUGGGUUUUAUUGGAGGAGCUAAGGGGAUGUUUUAUUAUUCGUAUUUCGACUUUGUGUAUAUGGACGAUAAAGGUGAUCCUUUUAUGAACAGAUGGUUUGAUUUGACAGUCGCAACAAACGAAAUUUAUAACAUGAGGGAUAUCAUCCUUUCUGUUGAAGAAACAUCACAAUACACCGUGGAGGUAGAGACGGAUCGUGUGUUGUAUUUGAAAAAAAGAGUAAAGAAUUAUGAUUAUAUUAUUAUUGCAAAUGCAGACGAAAAAGAAAGCAGAAGCGCUACUGUCUAUCUUCCAAAUAAUAAAUGUGAAAGAAUAAUGGGAAAUGGAAAAAUCGAUAAAACUGAAGAAAAAGUCAAUAUUAAAUUGGAACCAAUUGAUGUGUUUAUAUUAAAAAUGGAGUCGGCCUCUUUAGGCGUUUUAACACUUAAAAGCCAUACAAAAUGCGUUUUUGGAAAAUGA